Durotheca rogersii is the source of this 1840-nucleotide messenger RNA. RefSeq names its product WD domain-containing protein. The record is from RefSeq and is a predicted model, not a curated record. The transcript is spliced from 3 exons. Gene Ontology annotation, molecular function: chromatin binding; protein binding. Lineage: Eukaryota; Fungi; Ascomycota; Sordariomycetes; Xylariales; Xylariaceae. The coding region runs from base 249 to 1424 and encodes 391 amino acids. Gene Ontology annotation, cellular component: Set1C/COMPASS complex.
AAGCACAAUCGACAAGAAACUCAUCUUUUCCCACCGUCUCCUCCCACUACCAUUCCGCCAUAUGCUCCUCCUGAGGAGCUUCCUUUGGUUGCAAUCAAGUCCUGCAGUGCUCUCGCAGCUUUCCCGCAACCUGAGCUUCUCCUUACCCUCCCAUCUCGCCCGUCGCAAUCCCCAAGUCUCGUGCCCCUGCCUGAGACCCUCGAUAGAUUGAUUCCCCCCCAAUCGCCUCCUCGAGAGCCCUUCCCGCCAUGGCGUCGACGCCGAUGGACCUCGACCUUCCCGAUGCCUCAUCCCCCGCCAAUGGCACUCCCUCUACCUCGCUGAACAUCACCCGCACCCUAGGCAGCAGCAGCCUGCCCAGCACCACCGCCGUCACCGAUGUCAUUGCCAACUACAGACCUACAAAGCUAUUUAGGCGCGACGAGAUGAAGGACGGACGGCCGCAGCCCUACAUCCUCAGCCUCGACUACGACGACCCCGGCGAGCUCAUGAUGACUUCCGAGAGCGACGAGACCAUUCAGAUCUACAGAGUUCGCGACGGCAAGCACGACAAGCAGCUCCUCAGCAAGAAAUACGGCGUCAAGCUCGCCAAGUUCACUCACCAUAGCUCUUCGAUCAUCUAUGCGAGCACCAAGCAGAAUGAUGCGAUCAGGUAUCUAACCACCCACGACAACGCCUUCAUACGGUACUUUGAGGGCCACGAGGCGCCGGUGACCUGUCUCGAGAUGCACCCCGGCAAUGACGACUUCAUCUCUUGCAGCAAGGACAAUACGGUCAGACUAUGGAAUGCCGGAACUAGGAACCACACCGGACUCCUGUACCUCGGCAUGCCGUAUCUCGCGGCUUACGAUCCGAGCGGACAAAUUUUCGCCAUAGCCUCGCCUCCCGGCGGCACCGUCCUGCUCUACGACCACCGCAAUUUCGACAGGGGCCCAUUCUCGGAAUUCGACAUCGUUGAAGCGUGUGGCGGGAUAGACCCUGGCUAUGCGCUACAGGGCUGGACCAAGCUCGAGUUCGCCAACGACGGACGCUCGAUACUGCUGGGCACCAAAGGAGGCGGUCAUUUCCUGCUAGACUCGUUCAACGGUAGUCUCAAGGCGUACCUGCGGAAGCCCGACGGCAGGAGCAGCAGGCUGGCGCCCGGAGAGGAAUACGUAGUCAAUGGCGGGUCGAACGGCGUCAACGUCGAGGGGAGCGGCGACUGCUGCUUGUCGCAGGACGGGAGGUUCGUGUUUGGCGGUACGAAGAAGGGCGUCGUCGUUUGGGACACGUUAGGGCAGCCGGGAGAGGAUAAGAUCCUGGAGCCGGUCCACACGCUGGAAGACACGAGAGAGGCCGCUGUGGUUGCCGCCAACCCUCGAUUUAACUUCUUGGCAACUGCCGACAAGGAGCUAGUAUUCUGGUUGCCGGACCCUCAUGCUUAGGACGCACUGGACUGGGCCGGUAUUGAUUUGGAUGCUCUGAUCUUUGGUUGAUUUCCAGCAUUGACGGGUUGGCGGUGGGGACUGCCCAGGACGACGGAUUGACGAAUGCACUGAGAAACUGAAAAUAGAGCUGCGGCUGGUAGAGAUGGAGGAGGAGAAGGAAGAGAAUGGAAGGGGACUGCGGUUAGCUAUGGAAGAUACCCUAUUUGCAUUUUAUGGCGUCUAAAGAGGUCUGGGCAACUUGGUGCAAGCAACAUCGCCGGUCUUUGAAGUUACCACUGCGGUUAUAUUUGAACUAGAGACAAGAAGACUAUUGUUAUAUGGCGACGACAAGUUCGUUGUGACGCCUCUGAUGGCCGUCUGUCUUAUGAUGGGAGGCAAUAGACGAAUGGGAUAGUUACAAAUGAAGAUGUGCA